This is a messenger RNA of Elaeis guineensis (African oil palm), 1305 nucleotides long. RefSeq names its product 3-deoxy-manno-octulosonate cytidylyltransferase, mitochondrial. Lineage: Eukaryota; Viridiplantae; Streptophyta; Magnoliopsida; Arecales; Arecaceae. The record is from RefSeq and is a predicted model, not a curated record. Gene Ontology annotation, cellular component: cytosol. Gene Ontology annotation, molecular function: 3-deoxy-manno-octulosonate cytidylyltransferase activity.
ACAUCCUAGAGACAAUUAUAGCAGGAGACGACAUGGGUGGACUACCGACACCUCGGGACCGAUGACAAGCCUCCAUGUGAACUUGGAUCCGAGGACAUUUUCUCCACCAAUCUCUCCUAUUAUUGUUCCCUUGCCAGGUCUGAGACUUUUUGUUCUGAAAAUUCGAGUAUUUGCCGGUAGAGUGGAGGAAUAGAUGGCGAUUUGCUCCCCCUCGUCGGAGUCGUCGUCGGCGACGAGCGGCCGGGCCUGGAUAGUCCACGCGCUGGUAGCCGGCGCGGCGGUGGCGGUGGGUGCCCACGCGGCAGCAUAUUUCAAGUGGUUCAGGAAGGGCCGGAGUCGGGUGGUGGGGAUCAUCCCUGCGCGGUUCGCUUCCUCGCGAUUCGAGGGGAAACCCCUGGUCCAUAUUCUUGGGAAGCCCAUGAUCCAGAGAACAUGGGAGAGAGCAAAGUUGGCUUCUACUUUGGACCAUAUUGUUGUGGCAACGGAUGAUGAGAGGAUUGCAGAAUGUUGUAGAGGAUUUGGAGCUGAUGUGAUAAUGACAUCAGAAUCAUGCCGAAAUGGAACUGAACGCUGCAAUGAAGCACUUCUAAAGCUUGGAAAACAUUAUGAUAUUGUUGUCAAUAUCCAAGGAGAUGAGCCUCUUCUUGAACCGGAUAUAAUAGAUGGCAUUGUUAGAGCUUUGCAGGUGGGAGCUCCUGAUGCAGUUUUCAGUACUGCUGUCACAUCCUUGAAACCUGAAGAUGGACUUGACCCGAACAGGGUAAAGUGUGUUGUGGAUAAUCAUGAUUAUGCAAUCUACUUCUCAAGGGGUUUGAUCCCAUAUAACAAGUCAGGAAAAGUCAAUCCACAGUUUCCCUAUCUACUUCAUUUGGGCAUUCAGAGCUUCGAUUCAAAGUUCUUAAGGAUCUAUCCGCAGCUUCCACCUACUCCACUGCAACUAGAAGAAGACCUUGAACAACUUAAAGUUCUUGAAAAUGGAUACAAGAUGAAGGUAAUCAAGGUUGACCACGAUGCCCAUGGUGUAGACACUCCUGAAGACGUUGAAAAAAUAGAAGCACUUAUGCGAGAGAGGAGCAUUUCAUAGAAGAGAAGGCGUAUGUGAAGAAAGACAUGUGAUGCGUACAUCAGAAAAAGGCCUUGUUUGGUGCAUUCUCCAAAGUGGGUUGACAUCAUUUUUGAUUUAGUUGUCAGCUAUCCUCGGUACUCUGUGAUUUAUUCUCUGCUCAUGUUGUUUAUUUAGUUUUUAGAGUGUGGCCACAUUUAUCAUGACUUAAUCAAUAAAGAACACAGAACCAUUGGUGACGU